AUGGAAAUUCAUGAAGACAAUGUUAUUGAUCAGAUUAUAAAAAGUGGGAGUAAAGCUGUGCUUUUAGGUGAUGACACAUGGUCUCGUUUGAUGCCGGGAAGAUGGUUCAGAUCACAUGCAUUAUACUCAUUUCACACUUGGGAUCUAGAUACUGUAGACAAUGAAGUAGAUACCAAGAUUUAUGAUGAAAUCAAGAAAGAUGAUUGGGAUUUACUUGUUGCACACUACCUUGGUGUAGACCAUGCGGGGCAUAGGUAUGGUCCUAAUCACCCUGAAAUGACUAGGAAGUUGCAAGAGGUUAAUACAAGAUUACAGAAAAUAAUUGAAAUCUUGCCACAUAAUGUGUUACUUUAUGUUGUUGGUGACCACGGUAUGACUGAAUCAGGUGACCAUGGCGGUGAAAGUAAGGCAGAACGUUCAGCAGCCAUGUUUGUUUAUAGUAAUUCGCAACUUGGCGAAGAUGGAGGCCAAAUGUCAGUUGGUGGGGAAGUGCAACAAACUGAUCUGGCUCCAACAUUAAGUGCGGCCUUGGGACGCCCACCACCUGCACCUUCUCUAGGAAAUCUUAUGUUUUCAGUAUUGCCUAAAAUGUCUACAUCAAUGACAUUGUUGCAUCUUAGCAAUAAUUUAAAGCAGGUCACUAAGUAUCUUGUCCGAUAUGGGGAGGAAUCACAGCAGGUAUCCCUAGACAAAUUGGCACAUCUCAUUAAUGAAACUCGGGAACAAAUUGAAAAAGCUGCUAAUAUUGAAGCUGAGCAAGAUUUAAAGGAUUACAUUUCCGAUGUUAAAGACUUAAUGGAGAGCAUACGAAUUGUCUUUAGAGAAGUAUGGGUAGAGUUUGAUUCGUUGUCAAUGCUAAGAGCCCUCCUAUUGCUGUUACUGGCUAUUUUCUUCAACUGGUUAAUCACCGAGGGUGUCCCUUUUGAGCGAAUAUGCUCCAUAUUUGCCAGUAGCUUUGUUCCAAGUGGUUUAACAUCUGUGGCAGUCUGUAUCGGCGUGUGCUACAACGCAUUCUACUUCCGCUACCUCGAUGAUCUUGAGCAUUCCAUAAUUUUAAGCACCGGUCUAAUAUCCGGCGCUAUUACCUGCUUAUUAAUAAUCAUGCACUGGGACGGCAUAACGCAGCGGUGGUACGAAGGGAGGUCGCACUUCUACGAGAGGUUCUCCAGGGCCGCUUUAGUGGCUUCAGCCGUGGUGUUAGUUUCGAACAGUUUCGUCAUCGAGGAGGGUGCAAGUCUCGCUUUCUUGUCGCUCUCCGUGGUGGCCGUUAUGGCUUGGAGCGUGGGCACGGCCAAGGCGGCGGCGCUUUGGCUGUCCUGCGGGAUGGUGUUGGCUGCGACGAGACCGUAUCGCGGCUGCAGGGAGGAGCAAGGUGACUGUUGGACUGCUGGGGAGGGUGCGCCGACUGGACAGGCCUCGAGGGCGGCCUUGGUGCUGGCAUUAGGGUCUGUGGCCGCAACGGUGGCUAUCGCGCGACGUCACGCCGGAUGGCGUGGUUACGGUGUCGCCAUAUCCGGCAUACUGGUAUGCGCCCACUGGGCCGUCGGAUGGGGUUCCCUGGGAUCGCCGAUCCAGUCUAAGCUGCUGGCGAAAUUGGCGUGGCUCGUCCUCGGAGUUAUGUUCGCGCUGCUCUGGAAGAGGGAACGGCACGGUCCAACGCUACCGCUAAUGAUGCUUGCUCUAAUCAUAUAUCUGGCCAACGCCCUCGUGUUGGGAGCCAGUUACGCGCCAGCGGCAGCCUUGUCCCUACUGGCUGGUUUUAUAACACUUAACAUCGUCUCCUUGCUAAAGACUAAUGGAUCGUCUAAAUAUUCAUUAACAGCGCGAUGUAACUCGAGUAUUGCAUGUGUAUGGGCACUUCUUGCCUCGUACUGUUUCUACGGUACGGGACACCACGCGACAUUGGGACAUAUCCGUUGGGCACCGGUUUUCCACGCCGGAGAUCCAAAUUACAUAUCUUUCGGGCCGGCUAUUACUGUAAUUCUGGUAUCGCUCCAUCUCUUUGGCAUGCCUUUUAUGUUCGGAGCGACAGUACCGUUGCUUGCGUUAUGGGGCCGGAGUGGAGUUUCAACACUGGGACCACGUACGCAAAUGGCUGCCAUUUUCUCCUUAUGCCUUAAAUAUGCGCUUUGCUUCGCUGUCAGGGUGUUCCUUUGUGCGCUAUCCGCCACGAUUCACUGUCGACAUCUUAUGAUAUGGGGCGUCUUUACACCGAAGCUGCUAUUCGAAUGCGGUGCCUGUGCGGCGGCGUUCUUAGGCACAAUAACUGGCGCUGCACUCACGGCCUGGCAUAUGCCUGCGCAGCAACGCAAUAGU
Iphiclides podalirius (scarce swallowtail) is the source of this 2316-nucleotide messenger RNA. The record is from the annotation of a GenBank genome assembly. Lineage: Eukaryota; Metazoa; Arthropoda; Insecta; Lepidoptera; Papilionidae.